GGUAACAUUACCUAUGUAGUGAGGAGAGUCAGAGUCACUUGAUCCUCACUCCAAGCAGGAGCACUCACCUGCUCAGGUGUCAUUUGCACCGAACAAGAGGCCAGCGAAAGAAGAACACAUGGGAUAAGGGGCAUCUUUUUUUUGUCAGUUUUAGAAAAUGUACAAUUCACUUUGGACUACGUCAUGAUGACGAAGAGCUUUGCUGACAUCAGUUCCGCAACCAACACCGGUGUGAAUGAAACCCCAACAUCCUCAACAGAAUUUAAGGUAGAAGCACCGGAACAACCGGACUCCUCCAGGAUCGAAGUGGUCUCUGUGACAGAGGAAGACCUCCCCACUGUUGAGACCCCAACCACAAUAAACGUCAGCCCCCUGGGUAGCUUAAAUGCUGACUCACCUUCUGAGAACAAUUUGAGCAAACCCGCAGAUUCCCAGACUUUAACUGCAUGUAGUCCAACCAUGCCAGUCACCAAGAUUCAGCCAUUUAUGAUUGAUGAUGAUUUGGACAGUAAAUGGAAGACAAGACUGCUGGCUCAUCGCAUGGAGUUGAUAAUUGCUACAUGUAUCAUCCUGGUGGUCACACUUGUUCUUGGUAUUGGCCUUGGGGGUGAGUGUUCCAUUUUCAAUAAUGUUGAUUUGCACCGUACACAACUUGAAAUUUAUGCAAUGUUUUAUGAAAAUAACCCCCCUGUGUGUGUGUGUAUGUCUAUAGUGGGUCUCAGCUGUGUGGGGAAGUUUCGUUGCGGCUUUUCCUCCCAAUGCAUUAGAAGCUCAGCACAGUGUGACGGAGAGGUGAACUGUGGCAAUGGGGAGGACGAGCUUGGCUGUGUGCGUCUCAGUGGGCGGAGUUCAGUCCUGCAGGUCCAGAGAGGGGGUGUGUGGAGGACAGUCUGCUCAGAGGAUUGGAACAAUUGGCUCGGAGCAUCGGCCUGCAAACAGCUGGGAUACACGAGUUAUGUGGAGUCGUUCUUCAUCCCACUGACCACCAUUGAGGAGCGCCUUCAGCACCAUUUGGUGUCCAUCAACCUGAGCCAAUCACAGAUCAUAAAGCUACAAAAUGCUCCAAUAUUCAGUAAAAGCCAAUGUACCUCAGGAAAAGUGACAACACUGAAAUGUCUGGAGUGUGGCUUCAGACCAAAGUACACAACACGUAUUGUCGGGGGAAACCUCUCCCGGCCUGGCCAGUUCCCCUGGCAGGUUAGCCUCCAUUUCAGCAGUGAGCAUCUCUGUGGCGGCUCCAUCAUAACGUCACUCUGGAUUCUCACUGCAGCACACUGUGUGUUCGGGUUUACAGACCCUUCUAUGUGGACAGUCCAUGUGGGACGGACGGAGCAGCCAGUCCAUGGUGCCCAGUCUCUUGCAGUGGAGCAGAUUAUAUUCCACACUCGAUAUCGCCCCAAAGGCCUGGAUUAUGAUAUCGCACUCAUGAAACUCGCCAAGCCCCUUGUUUUUAAUGGAUUUGUGGAGCCAAUCUGCCUGCCUAAUUAUGGGGAGGAAUUUGAAGAAGGCACAAUGUGCUGGAUCUCUGGAUGGGGGGCAACUGAGGAUGAAGGAGAGACCAGUGUCUUUUUACGCUCUGCAAUGGUGCCCAUCCUUUCCACAAAGACCUGUAACCAGCCUGAGGUUUACCAGGGCCUGAUCUCACCGUGGAUGAUCUGUGCAGGAUACCUGGAGGGCGGAACUGACUCCUGUCAGGGGGACAGCGGGGGACCUCUGGCCUGUGAGGGCGCCUCUGUAUGGAAGCUGGUUGGUGCAACGAGUUGGGGUAUUGGCUGUGCUAUAAGGAACAAGCCAGGCGUUUACACCAGGAUCACACACUCGCUUAGCUGGCUCAGGCAACAGAUGGAGAGGGAAGGAAGUCUUAACUCAACCCUCAACUAAGACAACUGUAUUCCUUGUUAAUGCAGACGGCCACAUUGCUAAGACACAGAAGGAAAUGAUGCACCAAGGAGUUAAGAGAUUGUUUAUUCCAAAAUAGAAAGCUCUAAGGCAAACCAUACAAAGAGAAAAAAAUGAAUGCUUCAUAAAAAGCAAGACAGAUAUGAGAGAGAACAUCUCAGGUUUUUUUGUAACACAUUUCGGGAAACUCUCUCAAGUUCUCAAAAAUGUAUACGAACCAAAUUACUGCGACUAUUGACAGACUACUGUUGCACAGCACCACCAUUCAAAAAAAGAAGAGGUGCCACAGUUUGUGCAGUAACUGAGUGAUUAAACAUUUGAAAUGUUUCACGGUGUGUAGUGGCAGGGGGGGCGGGACUAACAAGUGACAACUCGAGUCGUAGUGCAUGCCAAUGAAAAGGGAGCCCAACAGUCAAGUCGGACUGUUUAAUGUGGUCACAUCUAUGUGUACAUAAAUAAAAGACUGCGUGCUCAAUGUAAUAAUUCCGUGUGUCUUUUUGUGGCCCUUCUCAAGUGAAGAAGACCCUUGUGAUUGCAUGAUCAGCGUAGUGUUUUGGAUUGUGCAUUUUAUAUUUGAAAACAUCUAGGAUACCAUUGUAAAAUGUUUAAAUUACAUAAUGUAUGGUAUACACAAUGUGGGUAAACUCCUCCAUUAAAAAAAAAAAACAAGACACAGAUACUGGAGUCAUGUUAGAGACUCAGGUACUGAAAAGAAUACAAAGUCAAAUUCUUGGUGAUUCUUCUGCAAUUUAGCAUAUUUUAACCAUUUUGUUUUGUGCUUCUUGGCAACAAGUCUUUAAAAAACACAUGUAAGGCCUUGUUAGUAUUCUAAGAUUAAAACCAAUUUAAAUAAUUUCAUUCCUUUUUUUUUUU
Molecule: messenger RNA, 2772 nt
Organism: Doryrhamphus excisus (bluestripe pipefish)
Lineage: Eukaryota; Metazoa; Chordata; Actinopteri; Syngnathiformes; Syngnathidae
Source: RefSeq, a predicted model, not a curated record